Messenger RNA from Drosophila navojoa, 1139 nucleotides. RefSeq names its product mpv17-like protein 2. Gene Ontology annotation, biological process: mitochondrial ribosome assembly. NCBI's taxonomy places the organism in Eukaryota, Metazoa, Arthropoda, Insecta, Diptera, Drosophilidae. The record is from RefSeq and is a predicted model, not a curated record. Gene Ontology annotation, cellular component: mitochondrion; cytoplasm; membrane.
AUAUACAUAAACGAAUGGUAACAAAUAUCGAUAGAUUUUAACGCUUUCUUGGUAAUCUCCACUAUCGACUGUCAGUGAAUCAUCGCCCACCAGUUCGCCGUUAUGCAAAACGACAAGCAGAAUAAACACGAGUUAGUAACGUGAUAACAAAAAAAAAACAUCAAAUGACAAGACUCUAGAAAGCAGACAGUUUUGGUUGUUCUCUUAAACAGUGCUCUAUAUCUGUGCGGCAGCAUGCAUGUGCUGGCUCGAGGAUGCGUAGUUGUCUAUCAACCACUACUGCAGCAUAGCAGGAGAUAUUUAAUGCAACGUACAUUCACAGCAUUUGCAAGCAGGUCCCCUAUUUUACCAAGACCUGAUGUAAUCGCUUAUGGCCGGACGUUUGGAAGACGGCACGCACAUGGCAAGGGCGAGGCCAGGCAGGCUAGCACUUUCAUGCUUAUGCGUUGGAGCAAACUGGUGUGGAGCAAAAUGUUUGGCAAAUAUCUGCUGCUGACCAAUGUCCUCGGGUCCGGUGUCCUGAUGGCUGUGGGCGAUGUUAUUGCCCAGGAGUAUGAAAAGCAUCACGGCCUGAGUCACCAGAAUAGCUUUGAUGGCGAACGAAUCUUUCGUAUGUUCGUGGCGGGCGCGGUGCAGGGUCCCCUGCAUCAUUUCGUAUACAAUUGGAUGGAUCGCAUCAUGCCGCAUCGCACAUUGAAGAACAUCUUCAAUAAGAUACUCAUUGAUCAGUUAUUCAUGUCGCCUGUCUGCAUUGUGUUGUUCUUCUAUACGGUAUGUCUUUUGGAGCGACAAACCCUAAAGGCAACGAAUGACGAGCUAAUUAGCAAAUUUCCCUACAUAUAUCUGAUGGAUUGGCUAACAUGGCCAGCGGCACAAUACAUUAAUUUUCGUUACCUGGACACCAAAUAUCGUGUCGCCUUUGUCAAUGUCUGCACGGCGGUAUACAAUGUGCUCAUGUCGUAUAUGAAGCACGACUUUGGCGUACCUCUGCCCAUCGAUAAUUCCAUUGGAUUGUCAACGGGCAAACUGCCCGCCACGCCCACCUCUCAAUCGAACGAAAGAGAAACCAAAACAUGAUUGUAAGAAUCUGAUAAAUUAUGUGAUAUUCAAGUAAAUUCUUAGCUACAUUUGUUAAGUCA